This is a messenger RNA of Drosophila willistoni, 2610 nucleotides long. RefSeq lists its product as uncharacterized. Gene Ontology annotation, molecular function: DNA-binding transcription factor activity, RNA polymerase II-specific; SMAD binding; RNA polymerase II cis-regulatory region sequence-specific DNA binding. The transcript is spliced from 4 exons. NCBI's taxonomy places the organism in Eukaryota, Metazoa, Arthropoda, Insecta, Diptera, Drosophilidae. Gene Ontology annotation, biological process: negative regulation of transcription by RNA polymerase II; negative regulation of BMP signaling pathway. Gene Ontology annotation, cellular component: nucleus; transcription regulator complex. The coding region runs from base 95 to 2578 and encodes 827 amino acids. The record is from RefSeq and is a predicted model, not a curated record.
CAAAGAAGCAUUUAUAAGCAUGUUUUAGUUUUGGUGCUUUGACUUAUGUACGAAUAUUUACUCAUCUUCCAAUGCUUGGUGAACUGGUGAUUUAAUGGCGUUUCCCGAGACCAUUCAAACAUCGGCUGCACCUUCAACGCCGCCCCAUGGCUUGGAAAACAAUCAGAAUCAAGCGUCUCAGAGGUCCAAUCACGUGAGCUCCGUGCUGCUCUAUGGCAUACCAAUUGUCUCCUUGUAUAUUGAAGGGCAGGAGCGCCUCUGCUUAGCACAAAUAUCUAAUACGCUACUGAAGCAGUUCAGCUACAAUGAAAUACACAAUCGGCGGGUUGCCCUCGGCAUCACCUGCGUCCAGUGCACCCCUGUUCAGUUAGAGAUCCUACGGAGAGCCGGUGCAAUGCCAGUUAGCUCACGGCGCUGUGGCAUGAUCACCCGGAGAGAGGCGGAAAGGCUUUGUAAGAGUUUCUUGGGGGACAACUCACCGCCCCGAUUGCCGGACGACUUUGCCUUUAGUGUACAGCACAAGUGUGCUUGGGGAUGUCGUGGUUCGUUCCUGCCGUCCCGCUAUAAUUCCUCCCGGGCCAAAUGCAUCAAGUGCAGUUACUGCGGCAUGUUUUUCUCGCCCAACAAGUUCAUAUUUCAUUCGCAUCGUAUUACCACCAACGAUAGGUACGUGCAGCCCGACGCUGCCAAUUUUAAUUCUUGGCGACGGCAUAUGACAUUGAAUGGGAACGCCCAGGACGAGAAAAUCAUUCACGCCUGGGAAGAUGUUAAGGCCAUGUUUAACGGCGGAACAAGAAAACGACUCGUAAGCAGCAGCAGCAGGAAUACGACCCACAACACUUCCUCGCCAACGUCCUCAACGUCGGGAAUGGUGACAAUGGGGACAGAGAGCUCGUGUAGCUCUCCAGUGAAUUGUGAAUCCGAUGGCAAGCUUAAAUCGAUUUGCGAAGAUCGUUCCGUGUCCUUAGAUCAACAAUACAAUUACAGUACAGUAGCCGCUGCAGCCACUGUAGUGGGAGUGACGGCUGUGGCUGCUGCCACCGUAGGAGUCCCAUUUAAUUUGCACCGCUCAUCUGUUUUGUCGCCCUUACAAUCAUUACGCAACGAACACGAUCUAUCCAUAAUGCCGCUUUCCCGUAAUUUUGUUGUCGAUUACAUGUGGCAACAGCAGCAGCAGCAUCAGAAGCACUCUAAAAAAACCUGCGGCGAAGCAUCAGCUCUCGGCUUCGAUGGCUGUCCCAUGUCUUGGGUCCGGUCGGAAGCGAAUGGACCACGCACGCCGACGCCGACGGCAACGACCACGCAGCAUCAGAACCAGUCAUCACCGGUCGUCAACAUAAAGAGCGAACCCCAUUUGGGUAUGUACAGUAAGGGACGCAAAUUUCCGGACUCCACGAAGAGCAGUGAGCUAUCGCUGUCGGACUACAACAUCCCAUCCAUAUUGAGUUGCUCGGCCUUCAAGCCAGUUGUUGCUUCGGCGGCAAUUGUUUCUACGUCAUUGUACACGCGCUCUUGUGACUCCAGCUCCAACACCAAUGUGUACAUUACCCCUGGACAGGCGACAAGAACAACAGGGGUUUUGACUCACAAUAGCAUUACAACUGCAUCGCAUCAUUUACCGUUGCCAUUAGGAACAGUGGCUGCAACUGGAACAGAGACUGCUUUUACACAAAUACUUGACACAUUGCCAAGCGGCACAGAAAGUGAGCAAUUGGACUUUCCAUCUCUGGAAUCUGUAUCAACGCACGUUAGAAAAAAUUCUGAUAGGUCGAUAUCAACAGAGAUGGGUCAGGAUAAUGCAAACUCAUUCGACACCGACAGGAGUAGUGAUGCUGAAACCAAGGCAGUAAACGAUGAUGAUGAUGAAGAUGACGAAAUGGUAGACAUCGAGACCACCGAAGAUGAGGCACAAGUGGCAAAUUUAAAAGAACAAUUGCCGACUUGUCUCAUUCGUUCCAGUCAUUCCAUAUCUCCUGCUCACUUGCAGUCAUCGGCCAACUCCGAUGCAGAUGCGGAUGUGGAUGUAGAUGUAGAUGUGGACGGCCUUACAACAGAUGCAGAAGAUCAAUUUGACCUUACAACAAAUAUUUGCUCAUAUGACAAUAACAGCCGUUCCAGCACCCAAUUUUACAAUGAUAAGAUGACGGGAAGUCUUAUGAGCACCCAAAACGAAAUGGGCCAGGAUGAAUCUAAAGGAAAAGAGGAGGCAGCAGACGAGAGUGGACAAUUGAAGAAUAUGGCUCGACGCAAAGGCCUGGGCCAAAAGGAGCGAGAACGGAAAAUAUCGAAGAAAGCUGCAUCUAAAUUUAUGAAUGAAAAAUUAGUUUCAAAGUCCCUGUCUAUAAAAGCCGCACAACCAGGACUACAUAUACAGCAAAGUGUCACCUUUCCAGUGUUUCUUAAAACGCAAGUUAAUUCUCUCCGUCAUCAGCACGCCCGACAAGCAACUUUGAGCCAGAGCACACUUGCCGACUCCUCCAAUAAAUGGAGCUAUCCACUGGGAAGUAUUAGGCAAUUUUAUUGUUACGAAGCAACCUCGAAGGCGAAUGAGAAUUGUAUUGAUUUUAAGCAAACAUAAACUGAUAAUGCAAAAAUAUAUAAGUUCUUUCA